GGGAGCCGAUGAUGGCCGACCAUACCAAAACUCUUGUCUAGCGCAACCCCAGACUUUGCCCCUCUCAUCUCAUUUCUUGUACUGACGCAUUGCAACAACCCGUGACCAUAACCCAAGCUGUUUGAUCUGGUACUUCCAUCAAAGAAAUACGGACAGCAUCGUGUCGCCUGGUCACUCCCGCUCGCGCUUGCGCUCACGCUCACGUCCUUGAUUCCACAGUUGAUAACCGUACGCAUUUCAGGAUUGAACAUAUCGCGCAGGGUUUACGUGCCAUCGUUCUUGACUUUACUCCCUUCAGCAAGGGUUCCAACUUCUUCCUGCCUUGUCGGAGCUGCAAUUCUCGCCAAGUCUAUCCUUUCUACGUAUAUGGGCUGUAGCGCUCGAGAGCGCUCGUUGAUGCAAACCUCUUGUACCGAAACAAUUUAUUCGAAAUAAACGACUGAUCGCCACGAUAAAUCUUGUCACUAGGAGCAUGGGUUGCGGAUCCUCCAGCCUGAAAGGCGAGGAUGUAAACAUCAAUGGACCACAGCCGUCAUCGUCAGACCCAUUAGCUCCCAGACGGGUCCGGACCGACUUUGCGAGCGUCGACUACGAGCAAGAUGGCAACAAUGAACGACGAAUGACAGAAUAUGCGCCUCAUGAGACGGUGAGAUCUCAGUCAGGCGCAGGACACGACAGGAACCUGUCACCAGCAGGGCUUCCAAGCGAACCGAAGAAAGCAUCCAAGUCGGCAGCGACAGGGCUCCACGACAGCUUUCACGCAGAUAGUGCUGCGAACCCCAAAGUUGGGGCCGAAACCGACGUCUUCCCACAUGAAGGAAUCGGUGUAGGUGAAUCCAAGCUGAAAGACGGCGACGAACCUGAUCUCAAGCCAUAUCAAACGAUCGACAACGACGGCUGGGACCAAGACGAAUUCCAAACCCAGACCCAGUCGCCGUCAUCACGCGCCGUCAACGGGGCGCACGAUGACUCGGGUUUCGACCCUCUGAGCACCAAAGCAAAGGAAGACUUCGCCCACGACAACGAUCCCGCCAGCAUCGACAAUCAGGCGAAUGGCGACAAGUCUGGGCCCGUAUCCGACUCAGCACCCAGCCCCCGAGGUUCCAAAGACGGCAAGAAGUCAUGGUUGGGUGACAAGUAUUCGCAGUAUCAGGCGAUGAAAAGCGGACGCAACCAGCAAAUAUCAGACGAAGAGUUGAAGAAGUAUACGGGCAUGGAUCGUAAGCAGUUGAAGGACUGGGGAGAUGCUCGAGACGGCGUCGCCGGAAAUCAGCGCGCGGGUACCGUCAGCUCGAGUAAUGCCAAAGCCGCAGGCGCUGGCUGGGAUGCUAGUAUGUAAUUCGUCGUGCUCAGGCCUCACUUAUUCAUACUAUGGAUGAUUAUUUUACAUUGCAUCUACAGUCUCUGGUAGAGGAUUGACGCACGGGGCAGAAUGGCAAGGCAUGCCAUCUCAGUCGAAUCUUACAAUCGAUUCUUACAAGCUAGUGAAUUGUUUGUGCAUGGUGUGGGACCAGACUUGGACUUUGUAAUCAUAUGUGCAAUCUACGAACCCAACCUAUGUUUUGCAGAUAUCCAAAC
This is a messenger RNA of Exophiala mesophila, 1578 nucleotides long. RefSeq lists its product as uncharacterized. NCBI's taxonomy places the organism in Eukaryota, Fungi, Ascomycota, Eurotiomycetes, Chaetothyriales, Herpotrichiellaceae. The transcript has a single exon. The record is from RefSeq and is a predicted model, not a curated record. The coding region runs from base 473 to 1339 and encodes 288 amino acids.